Molecule: messenger RNA, 414 nt
Organism: Effrenium voratum
Lineage: Eukaryota; Dinophyceae; Suessiales; Symbiodiniaceae
Source: the annotation of a GenBank genome assembly
AUGGACUUGCAGGCUGCUCCUUGGCAGGCGCUGGCCUCAACGACCGCUGCUCCAACGAGAGGCAUGUUUGGAGGCAAUAGCCUUAGCGGGACGCUGAUAGCUGUCGGCCUGGUGGCAGCUUUGAGUGGCGGCGUCUUCCUUUGCAUGUCGAAGGCUCGCACAGCCAAGCGCGGAGUCCUCUUGGGUGCAAGCGAUUCCCGACGUUCGAUCUCCACGGACUACAGCGCUUAUAGUUCUGAUGUGGAGGACGCCAGCAGCUACCAAGAAAGGAGCUCGGACUCGGAGGGCGAGAUGCCGCCAUCUCCACAGCGUCCUCAGGCGCGGGCUGCGGCAUCCAUGGAAAAGGACUUGGAGCUGCAAAGGCAGCAAGAGAUGGAGAGGCAGCAGGCAAGACUGGAGGAGAAAGCAGCGUGA